AUGAGAAAAUCUUUCUUCUGCUCAGAUCGUAAAAUCCGCUUUAGAGACUCGUCAAAGAGGGGGAAGCACAAGUCAGCGUGCUCGGAGCCAGUGCUAGAGGGAUCCCCGAGCUCGCUGGAGCUGCGCCGCUCGCUGCCGGCCGCCCCGGGACCGACCCGACCCGACCCGACCCGACCCGACCCAGGCGUCAUGAGCCGCGCAGCCUCCGCGCUGGGGCCGCUGCCCGCGCUGCUGCUGCUGCUGCUGCCGGCGCGCACGGUGCUGCUGGCCGGGGCCUGCAGCUGCGCGCCCGCGCAUCCCCAGCACCUCAUCUGCGACGCGGCCCUGGUGAUUCGAGCAAAAAUAUCCAGUGAGAAGGUGGUUCCUGCCAGCGAUAAUCCUCUUGAUACCCACAAAAUGAUCCGGUAUGAAAUCAAACAAAUAAAGAUGUUUAAAGGAUUUGAAAAGGUCAAGGAUGUCCAGUAUGUCUAUACCCCUUUUGAUUCAUCCCUCUGCGGUGUGAAACUAGAAGCUAACAACAAAAAACAGUAUCUUUUGACAGGCCAAAUUUUAAAUGAUGGUAAAGUCUUCAUCCAUUUAUGCAACUACAUUGAACCAUGGGAUGAUUUAUCCUUGUCUCAAAAGAAGAGUCUUAAUCAGAGAUACCAAAUGGGCUGUGGCUGCAAAAUUACAACCUGCUACAUGGUGCCCUGUUCCAUCACUGCACCGAACGAGUGCCUUUGGACAGACUGGCUGAUAGAAAGAAAGCUGUACGGGCACCAAGCCAAGCACUAUGCCUGCAUCAAGAGAAGUGAUGGCACUUGCAGCUGGUACCGAGGUGGUCCUCCCCCAGAGAAAGACUUUAUUGAUAUCAGCGAACCUUAAACCCAUCACUUUCUAGAAAGCCUCGGAGGCUAAUUCUAUCAAACACUGCACGCUCACAGCUUUGAACUGCCAUCCUCUAAUGUAUCUGUUGCUUAGGAACAAAAACAAAUUGUCCUGUACAGCUAAAGUACGGGUCUGUGGAAUUGGCACUCACGCAAGAUGAGGAACAAAUCUCCUGGAAGCAGCUACUCUGUAAAGUUACGCUUUGUACAGAGAGGCUCAAGCUGAGAAUGCUCCUCUGUGUCCUCUAAGGCACAACAAGUUUCGCUUUAACCAAUAUGAAUGUACAAGAACAAAAGAAUUGCCAGAUUUUUGUACCCUAUUUCUGUUAACUUACAGCGUAAGAGUUUCAUUCCGGCCCCAUGUUUCACUCCAUAUCUUUCUGAUGAACUACAGAAUCUUUUAUAGAACUAUUUUUUUCUGUAUGAAAGCCUUCUGAUACAAAAGAAUUACUGUACAGUGUAUAUGUAAAGUGUUAUAACAACAUGUUAUAAAAAAAGAUUAAAAAAUCCCUCUAUCUCCUUAUCUGUUGAAACAAGUUGAACAGUUUCCUGAUUAAACAAUCUGUGCUCUGUAUUUUGUAUAUUACUUAAGUCAUAGCUUUCUUUAUCUGCAAUUUCAUGGACAACUAAGUUAAGAAACAGCUUUGAUAAUCAAAAUCCUCUUACCCAAUUCAAUAUUUCUAUGGACUAGGUAUAUUUUGGUGAAAGAAAAGCCACAUGUUCUAAUGCUUCAGCAUUUUAUGGAACCUCCACAAGUAACAACAGGCUAAAACUGCAUAUAUUUACAGAAACCAUGUGGGGCAUCACAGCAGCUGCAGCACCUGAUAAUGCCUCUCUAAAUAUGUGACUAGGUCAUUGUAUUUCAGCACUGUUAAAAGCCUUGGCUUUAGAAACUCAUGUAAAAACCAUAUACAAUAGAUACCGAAUAACUUACACUGCAAGUGAUUCCUUUUAAGCUCUCAACUAUUCGAUCAUAUUGAAUAGAUUAAAUUUACGUUAAUGAUU
Molecule: messenger RNA, 1871 nt
Organism: Neopsephotus bourkii (Bourke's parrot)
Lineage: Eukaryota; Metazoa; Chordata; Aves; Psittaciformes; Psittacidae
Gene: TIMP4
Product: TIMP metallopeptidase inhibitor 4
Biological process (GO): negative regulation of membrane protein ectodomain proteolysis; negative regulation of endopeptidase activity
Cellular component (GO): extracellular matrix
Molecular function (GO): metalloendopeptidase inhibitor activity; protease binding
Source: RefSeq, a predicted model, not a curated record